AUGUCGAAUAAAAAAACAGAUCUUCAUCAUCCAGUUGGAUAUGAUGAUGGAGAACAACAUGUUGGCAAAUCGAAAGUUGAUCCUCGUGAAGAUAAGUUACCACCACAAGCUGGUACACAUGGUCAACCUGAUAGUCAUAUUUCUGGUCAAUCAGGUGCAGAAAUUUUAGGAGGGUCUGCAAGCACACGUGUAACUGGUCAAUCAGUUGAUGAACAACUCAAAUUUCCAUUACCAAACAAUAGUAGAAAAUGA
Molecule: messenger RNA, 252 nt
Organism: Rotaria sordida
Lineage: Eukaryota; Metazoa; Rotifera; Eurotatoria; Philodinida; Philodinidae
Source: the annotation of a GenBank genome assembly